AGCGAUGUCCAACGUGCCAGUGGCUGUGGUGACCGGUUCCAACAAAGGGAUCGGAUUUGCAAUUGUGAAGGCUCUAUGCAAGCAGUUCCCAGGGGAUGUGUACAUGACAGCCAGAGACCCCAGCCGUGGCCAGGAAGCAGUGGCAAAGCUCCAGAAAGAAGGGCUGCAUCCACUCUUCCAUCAGCUGGAUAUUGAUGAUCUGCAGAGCAUCCGAGCUCUCCGUGAUUUCCUAAAGGAGAAAUAUGGAGGGCUGAACGUUCUGGUUAACAAUGCAGGAAUUGCUUUCAAAGUUCAUGACACAACUCCAUUUGCAGUUCAAGCAGAGGUUACGCUGAAAACAAACUUUUUUGGAACCAGGAAUGUUUGCACAGAAUUGUUGCCUCUUGUGAAGCCUUAUGGUAGAGUGGUGAAUGUCUCCAGCAUGGUAAGCAGCUCAGCUCUAGGAGGCUGCAGCCAGGAACUACAGAAAAAGUUCCGCAGCGACACAAUCACUGAGGAAGAGUUAGUGGGACUCAUGACCAAAUUUGUGGAAGAUACAAAGAAAAGUGUGCAUGAGAAAGAGGGUUGGCCAAACACUGCUUAUGGGGUAUCUAAAAUUGGUGUCACAGUCUUGUCCAGGAUUCAAGCCCGGAUGCUAAAUGAGAAAAGAAAAGGUGACCACAUCCUUCUCAAUGCUUGCUGUCCUGGAUGGGUGAGAACAGACAUGGCAGGUCCUCAAGCCACUAAAUCCCCAGAUGAAGGGGCUGAGACCCCAGUUUAUUUGGCCCUUUUGCCUUCUGAUGCCGAUGGUCCUCAUGGCCAGUUUGUUAGUAACAAAACUGUUCGACCCUGGUGAGUUUAUGUAUGGGGGCCUGUGCUCUGGGCUGGCAUUUAACUAGAGCAGUCUUGUGCUGCAAAGUUCUUUAUUGUUACAACAUGGGUUACAGUUACGGUGGUACUCCUCUGGGAUUAGGUCAACACUUAGGGUACCCUCACCAAUAGUUUCACUUGCUCCCUGCAUUGCUCAAAGUCUUGUCUGUGGGUGUUCCAGCUCAGCAGGUGAUACAAGCUAAUUUGAUGCCCUAACAUAAAGGUGCCUAACCUUGUUUACCUGAUUUUACUCUUAAUUAAAUCAUUGCCAGACCUUCUCCUACACCCCAGAGACAGAUCUCUGACAUGGAGUUGGGAUGAGGAAGCAGGUGCCUUAUGCCCUCCAGCACAACAGAUCUUUCUAGGGACCGUUGUUACUACUUAAGGUUGUGCAGAGCUUUGUAAAGGGAGAGGGAGUUGUUCUGAGAUCUGUAGUCUGACUUGUGUAUGGAGGGCAUGACAAGACCAAAACAGAAUCACUGCUGUAUAUAGAUCCCUUGAUAUCUGCACAAAAUAGAAUUGUGUGAAAAUAGCAGCAGCAUACAAUAAAUAGAACUUAAUUGUUUGGCUUUAUGUAUAUCAAUAAAUACUUACUGAUUUAUAUUC
Dryobates pubescens (Downy woodpecker) is the source of this 1455-nucleotide messenger RNA. RefSeq names its product carbonyl reductase 1 (gene CBR1). Bases 5 to 835 code for a protein of 276 amino acids. NCBI's taxonomy places the organism in Eukaryota, Metazoa, Chordata, Aves, Piciformes, Picidae. The transcript is spliced from 3 exons. Gene Ontology annotation, molecular function: carbonyl reductase (NADPH) activity. The record is from RefSeq and is a predicted model, not a curated record.